Molecule: messenger RNA, 3341 nt
Organism: Perognathus longimembris pacificus (Pacific pocket mouse)
Lineage: Eukaryota; Metazoa; Chordata; Mammalia; Rodentia; Heteromyidae
Product: WD repeat-containing protein 27-like
Exons: 26
Coding region: 239-2815 (858 amino acids)
Molecular function (GO): protein binding
Source: RefSeq, a predicted model, not a curated record
CGCGGCCGGGCCCGGCCAGGUGUCGGGGGCUGCUAGCCGGCGGAAGGGAGGCGGAGCCGGAAGUAAGGCUCUCCGGAAGCGGAAGCGAGGCUCGCCGUCUUCUCGCGAGAAUGCCAGGGGGCGUGCCUCCGAGGGCCGCGUCCUCGUAACCAUAGGGACGCGCCCGCCCGCCGCUCCGUCCUGGUCAGCGCUGAGGGCCAGUGAAGGACCCCAGGUCAGCGCUGAGGGCCAGUGAAGGAUGCUAACUAAGCUAAAGAUGGAACCCCCCCAAGGGAUUCCUUCUCCUGAUUAUCAUGAGAGUGAUAUAGUUGUGGAAAGAUACCUGGCAGAGUUGGAGGAGUCUGUGCCCCAUGUCCAGCUUGCCUGCAGCACACAGUACUGUGCCUUCCCUUUGCAUGGGAACCAGCUCUGCGUGUGGGACACCACCAGUCCUCUGCACCAGCAUUUAAUCUUACAAGGACACCAUCAUUCAAUCACUGCCAUGGCUUUUGGAAAUAAACUGGACCCACCUUUAGUCUGUUCUGCAUCACAGGAUUAUGUUAUCAUGUGGAACCUAGAUGAAUGCAGAAAGAAGAUUCUUCAAGGGCUGAUUCCUCAAGGGACUGUUGUCGGCACCCUUCUGGGAAGAGUACUUUGUGUGAGGUUUGACCCCCAUGACCACUUUGUUGCAGUGUGUGCUGGAAACAAAAUCUUCAUGCUGGAUGUGGAGAAGCACUCUGUGCAGGUGGAGCUGCAGGGCCACUGUGGCUCAGUGACGGCCGUGGAGUUCUGUCCCUGGCAAGCAGAAGUGCUCAUCUCAGUGUCCGAAGACAGGAGCUUUAAGGUCUGGGACCAUUGUAUGGGAUCAUUAAUAUACAGUUCAUCCAUUUUAACAGCGUACCCUCUCCUGAGUCUUCUCAUCCACGGGGAAAGCAAGCAGCUUGUCACGGGGUGUGCCGAUGGCCAGCUUCAGAUCUUCAGUUUGAUGGAAGGACAUCAUUACCGCCGUGUGGCAUGUGUGGACUUAAGGAAGAAGAGUGAGACCUUCUCCACCAGAAGGGGAAAGCCUGGACCACACAGACUGCCAGGAGGGGAUCAGCAGCUGUGUGGUAAGAAGGUAGACACAGAAGAGGUUGAAGCAGCUCUGCCGGUCCUCGUGCUUGCUCACUGUGCACUUCCACACGUUCCUGCUGCUGAGCACGGCAUCACUGAAUGUGUGUGGAUUGGAAGCUCCAUUGGCUUAUUUGUAUUUAACAUGGCAAGCUUCGAAUUGGAGGCUGAUUUAUACUUCAAGGAUUUUCAGGGCCUGAGCAUCCAAGUUGCUGGAUCCUGUGCGGUGAUGAGUGACAGCGUUAAUGACCAGGCAUUUUGUGUACUCACGUCCAUGUUUGGGAGUCAGAUUGCAGUGUUGGAGAUCAGACUGUCCAUGCUUGUGUGCUCUCAGCAGUGCCACCAGGAAGGGGCAGUGCUGUCCGUGCUGCCCAGCUCCUGUGUCCUAUCCACUUCUCCACUGCAUGUUGGAAUUUCUAAGGACAAAAGUCCCAAGCCUGCUAAUCAAAAGCGACCUGCUAAGCAGAGAGUUGUGGAGGACCGGCCUCUAGUGUUCCACACUAAAGUCAGGUCAUCUGGCUACGCAUCAGCACCAUGUGUAACCAUGUUUUCACCAAAGACUAACAUCAAGCAUGAUGGCAAAAAAUUUUCAAAAUGCAAGAACAACUACAAAUGUGAGGGCUACCCUUUGGAGGGUCCUGUGCCAUGCAGACCCAGCAGGCAGGUGGCGGUGGCCCCGGAGCCGGUGGCUGUGAGCUGGAUCCAGUACUCAGGAGACGGACAGCGGUUGGCCUGUGCCUUAGCCAACCAUCUUUCCCUGGUCUUUGAUGCCAGCCUUAAGGGAACCCCAGCUGCGCUGUCAGGUCACAAUGGAGCAGUGAGCACUGUCUGCUGGAGCCAGGACAGGAGGUGGCUGCUCUCCACAGCCCAGGAUCGGACCCUGCGGGUGUGGUCAGCCUGCAGGGCGGAGCUCGUACUGCUUUUGGGCAGAGACAUGUUUCCUAAGCCAGUCCCGUCUGCGCAGUUCUACUACAUGGACACUUUCAUGCUGGUAGCAUCUGGCCCUGAUCUCCGGCUACUGAAGAUUCACCUUGACUCUCACAGAGAUGAGAUGAAAAGGUAUAAACCGAAGAGCUGGUGCAAGGCCGUGUUCUGCCGCUCCAUGACAGGCUCAGCAAAUGUGACCACCUUGUCAGCAGUGAACGACUUUUACUCUUACUUGGUGCUGACAGCCGGUAGAGACAGGACUUUGGAAGUUUUCGACCUCAAUGUGGGCUGCAGUGCUGCGGUGAUAACAGAAGCCCACUCCCGGCCCAUCCAUCAAAUUUGUCAAAACAAAGGGUCAUCAUUUACCACCCAGCAGUCUCAGGCAUACAAUCUUUUCCUGACCACGGCCGUCGGUGAUGGGAUCAGACUGUGGGACUUGCGGACCCUGAGGUGUGAACGCUGUUUUGAUGGACAUCCACACUGUGGCUACCCGUGUGGCCUGGCUUUCAGUCCCUGCGGACGGUUUGUGGCCUGUGGUGCGGAGGACAGACAUGCUUACGUCUAUGAAAUGGGCUUAAGCACCUUUUCCCACCGGCUGCCAGGACACUCAGACACUGUCACCACGGUGGCCUUCAAUCCCUCAACUCCCCAGGUGCUCAGGAAAUCCUUGGGAGUUGUAGCAGGAGCUGUUGGGAUCCUGGACAGACAUCGGCAAAGAGAGGAAGUCAGUCUGACUGCUACUGAGGAAAGAGGACCAACGCAGGUCCCCCAGAGAGGUCUGUGUGAGCAUGGUUACUGAGCAGUGUGUAGGGAGGCUUACAGGGACAUUUUCAAGAUAGCUUAGCUGUUAAUGGUUUUAUUAGUUAAAUUCCAGUGUGGUAAGAGAUCGUUCUAUGCCCUACAGAAUUUAUUGAGAACUAUUUUUAAGUUUAUUGAGGCAUAGCUUAAGUUUGUUCAGAUGUAUUUGAUGUCCCAGCACGCGGAACACGCUGGUCAGUAUUUUGUGAAUUCUAGUAAAGAAUGUGUACUUGGUUUUUGUUGGGAGAUCUCUUUUAGAAUGUCAAUUAGGUUAAGUUUAUUCUUGCUGUUGUUCAGUUUGUUCAUAUUUUUCCCCCGGUAUUUUCUAUGUGGCUUAUCUUUUACUAAAAGAAUGGUAUUGGAAUUUCAGUUUGCUUUUGUGAAACUGUUUGAUUUUCCUCUUAGUCCAAAGCAUUGUACUUUGUACAUUUUGAAGCUCUUCAUUGUCCUACCAAUCAGUUAUUUUGCCAUUUUGAAAUGUUUCUGUUUAUCUCAAUAGCACUUAUUGUCUUGGCUCAGCAUUCCUU